Molecule: messenger RNA, 648 nt
Organism: Tribolium madens (black flour beetle)
Lineage: Eukaryota; Metazoa; Arthropoda; Insecta; Coleoptera; Tenebrionidae
Product: fibrous sheath CABYR-binding protein-like
Exons: 2
Coding region: 78-599 (173 amino acids)
Source: RefSeq, a predicted model, not a curated record
CUAUUUUAUCAAAAAUUAUGAUGAAAACAGACUAAAUAUAAGUAGCUUGAGCGCAGACAUAUUACUUACACACCAAAAUGAAGACUACAGCUAUUAUUGUUCUUUUCGUCGUCCUUAGUGCAACUUCAGGUGCGCCACCAGUAAGGUAUGGUACAAUUAUAAGAGAAAACACGUUACGACACGUUCUUUUUGGAAACCUAAAACCACUUAUUCAAGGACCAUUAAAUAUUUUCUUUCUUGUUCCGGAACAUUUACUGUCACCUUUUAUGAAUGAAAAGCCUGGCGAAUUUCAAAAGCAAUUGGAAGAACAGCCAGCAGAAGAAAAACCAGCAGAAGAACAGCCAGCAGAAGAACAGACAAAAGAAGAACAGCCAGGAGAAAAUCCGCCAGCAGAAGAACAGCCAGCAGAAGAACAACCAGCAGAAGCACCGCCAGCAGAAGAACAACCAGCAGAAGAACAGCCAAAAGAAGAACCGCCAGUAGAAGGACAGCCAGGAGAGGAAUCGCCAGCAGAACAGCCAGUGGAAGAACCAAACGCAGACGAAGAAGCAAAACAAGCUGAAGAAAGUUCUCCAGACCCAAAUCCUGUAGUUGAUUAAAAAAAUGUGAAUAUGUGAAAUAAAAAUAAAGACGUACUUGGUACAUAAA